Prunus mume (Japanese apricot) is the source of this 543-nucleotide messenger RNA. The record is from RefSeq and is a predicted model, not a curated record. Lineage: Eukaryota; Viridiplantae; Streptophyta; Magnoliopsida; Rosales; Rosaceae.
UAUAAAGUCCUGUUCAAGAUAAAUUCCUUGGUGCAGUAUGGAUGUGUUCCUGGGCAAGCACUUGAUGUCAAAUUUUAUAAGCUAGUUGAUCCUAGUAGAAUAACAAUUGAAUAUAUAGAGUGUGCCCUGGAGAUACUAUUUCACUUAAAAGUGUGCUGCUAUAAACCCGUGAGUUGGCUUAGAAACCAGUACAAAAAGCACCAGGCAAGCAAGCGAAUUGCCAAAACACCUGCUAUUUCUUUGGAUGAUGGGCUGGUGUAUGUACACAGGGUUCAAAUAACACCAUCUAAAGUAUAUUUCUGUGGUCCAGAGAUAAAUCAUUCGAAUCGCCUUUUCCGAAAGUAUCCUGAAGAUGUUGAUAACUUUCUUCGUGUAUCUUUCGUUGAUGAGGACUUGAGCAAGAUGCAUUCAGAAGAUUUAUGUAUGCGUUCAACAAAACAAGAAAGGCCAACAAGAGUCCAUGAAAGGAUACUUUCUAUCCUAAAAAAUGGCAUAGUUAUUGGUGAGAAGAAGUUUGAGUUUCUUGCCUUUUCAUCAAGUCAA